UGUUAGUUUAACUAUCAAAUCAAGCCCUGCUUGUUGGAACACUGCAGCUGGCUAGCCGUUUACCUAGCUAGCUAGCUAGCCUAACGUCAUCAUCACAUCAUCCCAACCCCUGGCUAGGGUGGCAUUUCAUCACUGUUAGCUAGCUAGCCGAAGUUAGCCUCUGUCAAAAAUGCAGAAGUAUGAGAAGCUCGAGAAAAUCGGAGAAGGUACAUAUGGCACUGUUUUCAAAGCUAAAAACCGAGAGACGCAUGAAAUUGUAGCUUUAAAAAGAGUUAGACUGGAUGACGACGACGAGGGAGUUCCUAGUUCUGCCUUGCGAGAGAUUUGCCUUCUGAAAGAGCUAAAACACAAAAAUAUUGUCAGGUUGCAUGAUGUCCUGCACAGUGACAAGAAGCUAACCUUAGUGUUUGAAUAUUGUGAUCAGGAUCUAAAGAAAUACUUUGACAGCUGCAACGGAGAUUUGGAUCCGGAAACUGUCAAGUCAUUCAUGUACCAGCUGUUGAAGGGCCUCGCUUUCUGUCACAGUCGGAAUGUACUCCACAGAGACCUGAAGCCCCAAAACCUCCUCAUCAACAGAAAUGGGGAACUGAAGCUGGCUGACUUUGGCUUAGCUCGAGCCUUUGGAAUACCAGUGAGGUGUUACUCCGCUGAGGUGGUGACGUUGUGGUACAGGCCUCCAGAUGUACUUUUUGGUGCUAAACUGUAUUCUACCUCCAUUGACAUGUGGUCUGCCGGAUGCAUAUUUGCAGAGCUGGCGAAUGCUGGAAGACCUUUAUUCCCGGGUAAUGAUGUGGACGACCAGUUGAAAAGGAUCUUCAGAUUGUUGGGUACACCAACUGAAGAACAAUGGCAGACAAUGACAAAGCUCCCAGAUUACAAGCCGUACCCCAUGUAUCCAGCCACCACUUCCCUGGUGAAUGUUGUUCCUAAACUAAGUAGCACGGGGCGGGAUCUGCUGCAGAAUCUGCUUAAAUGUAAUCCUGUCCAGAGGAUCUCUGCCGAGGAGGCCUUGCAGCACCCCUACUUUGCUGAUUUCUGCCCACCUUAGAUGCCAAAAUAUCAAUGGGUAAACCUCAGCCAUCAGUAUCAAUUCUCCUUCACUACAUCUAGUUAACAGGACCGGUCAUACUACAAGAUCCAUACUGCACCUGUGGAACAGACACUUCCCUACAUCCUCCUGUGCCUCCUUGUAGAACAAUGUUUUCACAGCUCUGCAAGACAUGGAUUAUGUAGAUUCUGUUAACUAGCAUGUCUUCUCAUUAGUCUGUUUCGAUGUUAUUUGAAGACUAUGGUUACAGGAACAGGACAUAUGUAGCAAUGAACAAAUCUGGACCUCAUAGACAGUUGAAACCCGAGCCAGAACAGAAAACAGAGAAAGCAGUAUGAACAAUUUUAAGUGAACUGAAGCAUAGCAAUUUGUUUAGAAUGCUUUGCUGUUUUGACAAAUUACUUCUGAUAACUUGUUAAUAUAAAGUUGAAUCAUUAAACAGUUAGACAUACUUCCACUGUCCUUCAUUAUCAUAAGGAGUUGAUUUGUAGAAGGAGAUUGUCAAGUGGACUGGGAAGCUUAUUUAUGUUUUUUUUUGGUUUCUGUUACCUCUCAGGCUUUGUAUUUAGCUUUUUGUAUUGUUUUAAACACUUUGUGUAUGGCAGUUCAUUUUUAAAUGUUUUAGGUCUCACCCCUACUGACUAUGUUGAACACUGAAAGAUAAGUUCCAGUUUGCGCCAACCAAUAUGUUUUGAAAAGUGGACCAUAAGCUUGAGUAAUUGCUUAAUUUCUAUUAAUUAUGUACAUCUUUAUUGAUCUAAUGUCUUACAACUCUUGUGAACAGGUUAAAUAAUUCCCACUGAUACCUUUUAGAGCAUGUAUAACAUUUGAGCCUUGUAUUGGCUAUGUUCUCAAGGUUAUAUAAUUGUGAGAAAUGGUUUUGCAAGCUCUGCCAUUGUUUUAUUCCAGAUAGUAAGUACUUUAGGCUUAAACAUAAAAAAACUUUGUUUUACUAAUAGAGAAAGGAUUUUUAUUUUAUCGAUGUAGGGCAUGAAAAAAUAGAAUGCAUGUAUUUAUGGGUAAUUGAAUGUCUGCUUGUGUGUAUUUGUAGUAUUCUUUGUUGUAUACAUUAUGACUUUUCAUGAGAUGUGCUUCUUUGAAUACUUAAAUGAGACUCUAGAAUCCUUAACAUUUCUCAAGGCACCGUUUAUACAUAAUGCCCCCACGUAUGUCUUUGUUUGGCUCUGUAGUGUCAUUUUCGAAGACACCAUGACAUCUGCUCAUCACAGUAUUUCUCAUGGUGAAAAAAAUGUCCUCAUCCUAUUUAAGAAAAACUGCUGUACGACAUUAGUUAAAACAACUCAUCUUAAUUUUGAAUGAAGAGUGAACUUUUGCACUUUCCUAGUAUCAGUUUUUGGUAGGACUUGCAGUCAGUGGUCUGUGUCAAUUUAAUUUACAAUGGUUCAAUAUUCAAUAAAAUGUACACACAA
Molecule: messenger RNA, 2478 nt
Organism: Hypomesus transpacificus
Lineage: Eukaryota; Metazoa; Chordata; Actinopteri; Osmeriformes; Osmeridae
Gene: cdk5
Product: cyclin-dependent kinase 5
Exons: 12
Coding region: 170-1048 (292 amino acids)
Biological process (GO): protein phosphorylation; synaptic vesicle transport; neuron apoptotic process
Cellular component (GO): cytoplasm; nucleus
Molecular function (GO): cyclin-dependent protein serine/threonine kinase activity; ATP binding
Source: RefSeq, a predicted model, not a curated record